Messenger RNA from Nymphalis io (European peacock), 785 nucleotides. Its product is annotated as acylphosphatase-1-like. Gene Ontology annotation, molecular function: acylphosphatase activity. The coding region runs from base 480 to 785 and encodes 101 amino acids. The transcript has a single exon. NCBI's taxonomy places the organism in Eukaryota, Metazoa, Arthropoda, Insecta, Lepidoptera, Nymphalidae. The record is from RefSeq and is a predicted model, not a curated record.
AAAUUCGCACCUCGUCUGCAACAAAAAACUCAUAUAGUUUCAUAAAAUACUACAUAGUAAUAUGCGUAUUAGAUUUGCAAUGAAUAUUCUACAAAAUUUGUUGUAUUCGGCCAAAUAGCGAACAUCGUUUUAUAACAGGAUAAUAUAAAAUUUAUAUAAUAAAUCUUUGUAGCGCUAACCAGUAGCUAAUAAUAAUUCGAAGCGUCAGGGCCGGAUAUAAGGAAAGAUAACCGGGCUACAACCCCGGGUCCUUCACAAGAGAAGGGUCCCCAAUAUAAGCUAUAAAUAUGUACAAAAUGAAAGUAGAUCUUAAAUCCACUACUUGCUUACAAUUACAGGCACAAUUGUGUUUUUCACUUGUUAUUGACGAUAAAUGUGUUUCCAGAGCAACGGAUAUAAACAAGGGUUACAUAGUGUCAAAAUUUGACGUAAGUUGAUUCUUUGAUAUUUUAUACAAGAAUUUUACAAAAUAUCUCAAAAUGGAAUUUAAUAAGAAAGCUGGCUUAUCAACAACUGACUUUGAAAUAUUUGGAAAAGUACAAGGUGUAUAUUUCCGAAAAUAUACACAGAAAAAAGCAAUAGAUCUUGGUCUUAAAGGAUGGGUCAUGAACACUGCUCAAGGCACUGUCAUUGGCCAACUGCAAGGUCCACAAGGUGCAAUACAAGAUAUGAAGCUAUGGCUCCAGAAAAUUGGUAGUCCCAAAUCGAAAAUAGAGAAAGCUGAUUUUAGAAAUGAGGGUUCGAUUAAUAGUUGUGCUUUCAGAACUUUUGAAAUAAGACGAUAG